UCCUCAGUUACCCAGAGAAAACCCUACGUGACCUAUAACAGCACUGCCACAUUGCAAGCCAACCCGAUGGCGUCCUCUACUGCUGUGCCUGUAGGAUUUCACUAUGAAACAAAGUACGUAGUUCUCAGCUACCUGGGACUUCUAUCCCAAGAGAAACCACAGGAGCAUCCUCCUCCUUCAACUGAAGGGACUCAACAACAGCUUAUGGCACAGUAUGCUUUGGAGAAAGAGACUUUGGAGAAGAUUAAAAUAGAAAUCGAGGAGGAGCUAAAACAUCUUGAUGAAGAAAUUUUGGAAGCAUUUACCACUACAGGAUUUGACUGCCACACAUCCCCAGUGUUCAGUCCUGCAAAUCCAGAUAGCUCAAUAGAAGACUGCCUGGCUCAUUUGGGGGAGAAGGUGUCCCAGGAAUUGAAAGAAGAUCUGCACAAAGCACUGCAGAGCUUGCUUAGCAAGCCAGUGACAUAUCAAGAAUAUCGAGAGUGCACACAAGAGACAGCUGCUCAUGCCAGUGGAUGGAACAAGGUAUUGGUACCUCUGGUUCUGCUACAACAAUUUCUGAUGGAGUUAACCAGACGGGGCCAGGAACCACUGAGUGCACUUGUGAACUUCGGGGUGACAUAUCUAGAAGACUAUUCUGCAGACUAUAUCAUUCAGCAAGGAGGAUGGGGGACGGUCUUUACUUUAGAAUCUGAAGAGGAAGAGUACCCUGGGCUCAUUGCGGAGGACAGUAAUGACAUCUACAUUCUGACCAGUGACAACUCGGGACAGGUGAGCCCCCCGGAGUCCCCCACAGUGACCACGUCGUGGCAGUCAGAGAGCCUGCCCGUCUCCCUGUCAGCCAGCCAGAGCUGGCACACAGAGAGCCUGCCAGUCUCCCUGGGACCCGAGUCCUGGCAGCAAGUGGCCAUGGAUCCUGAAGAAGUCAAAAGCCUGGACAGCAAUGGGGGAGGUGAAGAGAGGAGUGAGAACAACUCUUCCAACUCAGAUAUUGUUCAUGUGGAGAAGGAAGAGAUACCAGAGGGGAUUGAGGAAGCAGUGGUGUCAGCCGUCACUGCAGAGACCAUGCAGGCAGCCUUUUCAGAAACACUUGCUUCUUUGCAGGAAAUAAAGCCUCAGGCUGAAAUUGCUGCUAUUGAAAAAACACAUCCCUCUGCACUUCUGCAUACAAAACAGGAAGAAAAGGGAAAAGCAGCUGAAGAGCUUGUUGAACCUGAAAUCCCCCUAUUAAGUAUACCUGUCCUAAAGUUAGCUCCAUCAGAAGAAAAAGCUGCACCAGAACCUGAGAAAAUACUGCUUCCAGGGGAAAAAAAAGUGGGGAAAGAGGGCUGUUUGGAAGAAAUAGAAGAGAAAUCUUCCGCUGCAGAGGAGAAGCCUAUCUUAUUGCCGGAAGGGAAAUCUAUACUGCUGUACGGUGGAGCUGCUGCAGUAGCUAUAUUAGCUGUAGCAGUUGGCGUAGCGCUGGCGCUUAGAAAAAAGUAAUGGAGCUCUCUUGAGGAGGAGGAGUGGGGAGAGAGGAGAGAGCACGAUCCAAUUUUUGUAGUUGUGUUACCUAAAGGUUGAGCUGCCUGCUGUUUAACUGGACAUUUGAGUAACUUAAAGGUGAUGGGGUGAGGUCAUUUAAUAAGCCUCCAGCUAUGGACAAUCAUGUUUUUAGUAGAAUUGGGGUGGGGACUGGUUUUUCGUGAUUAAAGUACAGGGGUAUUUUUAAAAAAAAAAAAAAAAAAAAGGAAAUUUAAGAACUUAAGUGCAGGUGCUGAAGAAAGGGAGGCUCGUACUCUAGGAACUGGAAAAAGAGAACCACCAGGGGAAGAGGAGAGCCAGCUGCUGCCAACCCCUGGAGUUUUUGGCUUCUCAGACUGACCGCUAUUGCAGCUGCGCUGUCCUGUCACUUCCCGUCAUGCCCCUGAGCCCUCCCUAACAAAUGUUGGCCAACCUGAGUCCUGUAGCGAGAGGCUGGUCUCCCUUUUGUCUCAGCUUCCUCUCAGGUACAGCACUGCUCCUCGUAACCUCGCAGGUUCCUCCUAAACCGCAGUGGGAGAGUGCUUAUUCUUACCUCUUUGCUCACACCAGUUUUGGCCCCUAACAUAUAUUGGAGCCCCACCCUGUAAAGAUGCUGCCUCUCUAUAGCUGUAUUAUCUUUGAGCAUCCUGGUGCUCCUGGGGGAGAGGUGCAGGACAGUGCUCCCGCUGCCCAGGAGGGUGGGAGGGACACUGCUAUUUGCUGGUUUGAGAAUCCAUUUGCUCCGCUCCUGCCUGGCCCAUGUUACUGCCACCCUCAGGUUAUCAGAGGUGCAAAAUUCAUGCUGGACAUGGUGCCGUUCUGAUCAGUACUCUGAUACCAUGGUAUAUUCAGCAAAGAUACAGCAAAACUAUGUGGAAGCGAGGCCAGUGCCUCCUGUGCAAUUCAAAGGUUAAAUGCUAUGCUGUCCUGUGUCACGCUGCAGUCUGUAUUCUCUUUCCCAAGUUAAGCACAGAGUGUAUUUAGUUCUAACUCGGUCUUGGCUGUGACAGAAUCCCAGAUACAUAAAGCAAUGGAUUCUAGUAACUGAGCAAACCAGCAUUAAACAUCUCCUCUGUCUGCCUGUUCCCUGACCUGGAGUGUUGUUCAGUGCUGUUUCUUUUGCGACUUUGUAUCUCUAUAAUCAGCUAAACUUACAGGUUCACAAAUGAUGAGAAAGGUACCUGGGGGGGGGAGGGAGGGGGAAGCGCCCUCUUCCUGCAGUCAUACUUCAGGUGUGUGUGGAGAGAAACCUUUUCAGUAUUGCCAUAGGCAUUAGGUAUGUCGGAUCCAACUGCAAGUGUUCCUCUUUUGGUGCGUGUCUCUGUGUCUGUCCUUGUCUGUACCGCAGCUCUGUGGGCAAGGCCUUAGGCUUUCCCAGCAAAACUACUGACGCAUCUCUUGAGCAUUCAUGCUGGCACUGUGGCUUAGACCAGAUGGAGGCAGGUGAAAGGGAACUCGGGAUAAUGUAAUAAUCAAAAUCUGAGCUUACGGGAAACUUACUCUUCAUAAAGCACAAAGACAAGGUACUUUAUUUCUCAAUAACCUUAUCUAGUGUACGUCUCCUGAUGAACUUGUACCUUAAGUGAUCUGAGAAUUAAGAGAUUAAUUUAGCACAUGCUCUUAUUUUAGGAUUUUCAUGCUACAUUUUCCUAUCCCACCCCAUAUCCCAGGAUGCUGGGAAGUCAGUAAGAACCUGGCAGAUCUGAGGAAUGCUUUUUGUUUUAAGCUUUUAUGAGAGUGGAUUUUCUAGAAGACUUCUUGGAUUUUGAACUACAUGUAUGAAGUUGAAUAUUAAGAGGCAGGAUUGUCACAUAUGUCCUGCUGUGUGGACUGAACUCGGGAGCUCUGGACUUUACUGUUGAUCAUUGCUCUUUUUCCAUGUACAAAAGGUAGCUGGUUGGCCUUAACAGAAAAAGAAACCCUUUACUAUGUUGCAAAAUGGAAUUUGACUUUUUUUUUGCCAUUUCCUGGUGCCCUGCUGGUACUCCCAUUGCUGUGCUGUGUGCCCAGAACGGGUCACGGGGACCUUCUCAUGCCAUGGACUCUCCAGUGUCUGCCUUCCCACCACUGCAGUCCCCUCUCCUGGCCCCUCACGGGACCUUCUCUCAUGUGGAGAGGUGUCUUUAUGCCUCUUUUGUCACAGAGGUGCAUGCAUGUUUAUAGUUUUGCUUCAUUUCACGUGUUGCAACAGUGUUUAUCAACAGGUGACACAGUCUGUGAGGGAACUGCGUUGUUCCUUAUGUGGCAAGGGCUGCUUUACAGCCCAGUAAGUCAUGGUAGGCCUGCCUCUCUCCUGCUGCUCUGCUGACGGCUGCUGUUUCUUUCCUCUCUGGUUGUGUUCUCUGGGAGAAGGGCUGUUUUUAAUCCGACCUAUGUCCUCACUGAAGAUGCACCUCCACCUCGGACAUCCCCCAUCUGCAGCCACCCCACAGGUUACACAGAAGGACCCACAUGCACUCUGGAGCAGAGAUGGAUUUUAUGGACUCCCUGUACACAGUUACCCAGAGGAGGGUGUGUGUGUGUGUGCGCGCCAGUGUUACUCUGGCUCUUCUCUGUACAUGGUUGUUUCAUAGUAGUGUCAGAGAUGGAUACAGGACAGAUGAGAAAAAAAUAAAUCCAGGCCGGCUAGGGAAGAAGCCCCUAGCUAAAGAGCCCUGUGGGACAUUAAAUAAAAAAUUUCUUCCACACAAAGCAGUGAGAGGGUGGCAGCAGUAGUGAGGAAAAUAAAUGACACUUCAAGCAUUUCCAUGGCAGGGCGAAAGCCUCAAGUGUCUGUUGUGUUGUUACAUUUAAUUGAGGAUCAGCUGCACCAUCUUUUGGUUGCUUGGUCCUUUCUUUACAUUCUUCUCAUUUUAGGGUCUUAUAGACAAUUCAGUAAGAAUUUGUACCUUCUCCCCAUCCCACUAAUCAUGCAUUUAGAAAAUCUCUUGAAUAUGUCCCUUUUGUCUGGGAACACUCCAUUAGCUAAGAGGUCAGUUAUGGACUGGAAUUUAUUCCAUGGGGAAUCCUGUAGUCAGAGCUGGGACAGGCCCUAUGAUGUCACCAAGGGGCAGAUAAGCUCAGAUGAUAGCAUUCUUACAGACUGAGUGCCAGGCUGCUUGCCCUGUUACAGAUGAGAAUUAGAAAAUGGAAGGGGUUGUCCGUUCCCCCCCCCCCCCCCCCCCCCCCCCCCCAAAGUAAUCCUAAACUGCAGGGUCUAAUUACCCCAAACCAUGUGAUGCAACCUCUCCUUAGUGGAUCUCUGCACUGGCAGAGAAAAGACAGUAGCUAUAUACUUACAAAAGGGCAUAUAGAAUUACUCUCACGUGCGUUGCUUAUCCCCUUCCCAGAAGUGCCUCAAUAUCUGUCCUUGAGUGGCCUGUACCUUAACAAAAUAUCUACCUUAGACCCAUUCUCUCUUCACUUUAUUCUUGUCUGCAGCACACCCUAAAGCUGAGAUGCUAAAACAGCAGAGGACUGGAGCUACAAAAUAAGUGUUUAAAGGAACUGUAGUGGGUGGCAUGCUAAAUAAGGACCUGUCAAGGUGCAACUUAAAAUUUCAGUUGUGUUUAAGCUAUGCUCACUUGGGUGUUGUGGCAGGGAGCUGGACAAGGUCUGUCUUCAGCAAGCAUUCCUGGCUGGGAGCAAAGACUGAAACCCAGAAUCCCUGUUACAUAAAAGCCCAGACUCCUGAGAGCUGCUUGUUGCAGCUGUGUGCUGUGAGAGCCUAGUGGACUCCUGCCUCCCAACUCCCUUAAACUUCAGAAGCGCCAAGCUAUGGGGCUGGCAUUGGCACAGCAGUGCAAAGCUGCUCAGCUAGGGCAAAACAGGAGUAUUACUGAGCACGCACAGGAAGGCAGCUUAAACUUUUGGCUUUUGUCAAGCUAGGUGGAUGCUGAGCAGGGGUUCACAAGGUGUUAAUUUGGCUGCUGAAAAAUGCUGAAAGUAACUUGGGUCUGAAAUAUUAGACCUGGCCCAGUGAAACAAACCAGAACCAAGAAAGCAAUUAUUUUCUGCAGUCUUCUGUUCAUUCAGAGGUGAACAUCAAGUAGCUGCCUGCUCCAGGUACUCACCUGUCUGAACAGAAGCUCCUAGCAUGGAGCCAAACAAUGCAGCAGCCACAGAGGUGAUCAAGGGACUGGGAAGCCUGUCAUGUGAGGAAAGGCUGAGAGAACUGGGUUUGUUCAGCCUUGAGAAGGCUUAGGGGAGACCUUAUCACCAUGUUCCAGUAUUUGAAGGGCGGCUACAAAGAUGGAGACUCCCUUUUUACAAGGAAUCACAUGGAAAAGAUGCGGGGUAAUGGGCACAAGUUACUUGUGUCCAACUGGAAUCUCCCUAGAAAAGGAAAAAUUUUCCCAAUGAGAACAAUCAGCCACUGGAAUAAUCUCCCCAGGGAAGUGGUGGAUUCCCCAACACUGGACACUGUUAAGACUGAGAUGGACAGGGUGCUAGGCCAUCUUGUCUAGACUGGCUUUGCUAGGAAGUUUGGACCAGAUGAUCCUCAAGGUUCCUUCAAACCUGGCAUUCUGAGUCUGUGAUUCAUGUUCUCUGUUUAGUAUUGCAUCUUGUUUUAGACACCAGUUUAACUGCUGGCUGAAGGUGAAGUGCUGGUUGUGGUGUUUGCAGUUGGUUGUUGCACCUGCCUUCUGGAGAGCAAAGUACUACAAGAAUCCGUUUGUGAGGGCUUGAUUUUUCUUCCUGGCUGGGGGCUGUUGUUCAGGCAUUUGCAGCUCAAGGGCUGGGUGGUGAGAGCUACAGUGCUGAGUGCUCUUGCCUAGGGCAAGUUCUUGUGCCAGAAUCCCAUUUCCUUCCUUUUCAUGUAGCUCUGAUCACACCUAGGCUAACACUGGACUGUAUUUUUAAACUGAUGAAUGCUUUCUGAUGGUCACAAAUGAAACAUUUCAUUAGUACUAAACAAGCAAGGUUCUGAAGUUUGGUCUUUCUUUUUAAUGAUUGUAGUAGACAAAAUAAUCUGAGGUCAUAAACCUUCCCUACAUUUUAGCUACAGCAGUAUGGCAAGUACUAGCAAAGCCCUAGUAAGGCAGAUCUUGUUAUUCUGACAGAAAAAGAGAAGUGCUUCUGGCAGCACAGUCUCUCAUUCACCAAGCCAGAGCAAGCCCAUGCUACAGAAUUGGAAUGUGCAAUUGCUAGGUUCUUUAGCUAGGAAAUGGGGGGGUGGAGGGGUGAACACGGCCCCAGCUGUCACACAUAGGUAGAGCCCAGGUUUUCAGUAGAAUCUCUGAUUCCAAACACAAAAUGAACUGAAAGUCAAUUCCCGUGUCUCCAACAGGCACAGACACAGUGGGAGUAGUGUCUACUCCAGCAGGUUACACAACAGGAGAAAGUGUUUCCCGGUGAAACAGGGAGAGGUGAGGCACAUUACCUCCAGGACCUAAUGAAGGCAGAAGCUGUGCAUGACUUCAACGUGGCUUCAAUUUCAGCACUAGGAAGGUUACAAGAACAGUAUUGCUUUGACUCCAUGUAUGUAUCUGUACUUCAAAGUGAAAGCUCUGUAUUGCCCUUAAAAAAAAAAAAAAAAGAUGUUGGGGGCAGUGUUUGUGAGAUUUAAGCCACCACUACUUGAUUCCUGUAGGGAGCAGGGCCCCUGGGGCUCGCUCGAGGCACUAGAGUUCCAGGGUACUCUGUGGCUGCUGACUGAACUCUCCUGUCUGGUGUAGGGGGCUGGGGAAGGAGAACGGCACCAGCUGGGAAGGGGCAGCUGUAGUGUCACCAGUACAUGCAGGGGAACCACACCGCAUCACUCAGCUCCACCUCCUUAAGUAACUCUAUCAAUUUUUUUCCUACUUAGAGCUGACCCUCUCUUGGUCUCUUAGGUAGGCUGACUUGCUUCCUCCGAGCUAGAGGUCUAUGGUCAUGCUGUAGAAGUGGGGGAGCUACUGUUAGCUUCCAGUGGAAGCUGCUUUUGAUCUCCCUGCAGUAUCUGCAGGGGAGGGAACGAACACUUGAUUUGGACAGAACAAGCUGCAGAGGAUGCAUCUUACUGCUGUACCUUUGGGGGGGUCCAUCCUAAUUUUUUAACUUACAUUAUAAGCUUUUAUUCAAGUAUAAAGUUACAACCCACUCUGACCAAAAGAAUUGCCACUUGCUUUAGGUAGGAAAGCCUAAUGGGACUGACUCUAUGUUAGGGGAGAUCUUCUACUAGGCUUCUGCUGGGUGUAGGCUUAUAGUGACAGACUUGCAGGAAUCUCAGAUUCUGUUCUCAAGAGGCCUCCCUGGGGGAAGAGACCCUGACUGGUCCUCAAGUCACCCAUUAUGCAAGGAACUGGUCAUAUUGUUCCUUUUAAUAUGCAAGUGCAGCCCUCUUGGGAAAAACUGUCUCUAAAGCUUCUUGUGCUAUUUGGUUAAUAAAAGUGUUUCCACCUUUAAAAGAAAGUUAUUUCCAGCUUCAUUGUUCUAUUUUCAGUUGAAGGGGUAUGUACAUUUUUUUCCCUCUGCUAAUGGGACACUGCUGUAAGACCAUGCCCCCAGGUUGCACUUUAAUAAAUGGUACAGUUUU
This is a messenger RNA of Athene cunicularia (burrowing owl), 7999 nucleotides long. RefSeq names its product BCL2 like 13 (gene BCL2L13). Lineage: Eukaryota; Metazoa; Chordata; Aves; Strigiformes; Strigidae. The transcript is spliced from 6 exons. The record is from RefSeq and is a predicted model, not a curated record. Gene Ontology annotation, cellular component: mitochondrion. Gene Ontology annotation, biological process: apoptotic process; regulation of apoptotic process. Bases 67 to 1482 code for a protein of 471 amino acids.